Messenger RNA from Austrofundulus limnaeus, 2695 nucleotides. RefSeq names its product Kruppel like factor 4 (gene klf4). Bases 390 to 1724 code for a protein of 444 amino acids. Lineage: Eukaryota; Metazoa; Chordata; Actinopteri; Cyprinodontiformes; Rivulidae. Gene Ontology annotation, molecular function: RNA polymerase II cis-regulatory region sequence-specific DNA binding; DNA-binding transcription factor activity, RNA polymerase II-specific. Gene Ontology annotation, biological process: regulation of transcription by RNA polymerase II. The transcript is spliced from 5 exons. The record is from RefSeq and is a predicted model, not a curated record.
UCCUUGCCCCUCCUCUGGCUCCUCCCUCCUCUCGCGCUCAUGUUUUCCCGUGCCUGCUGCUAGGCGACGGAAGGCGUUUCCCCGUGAUUUAAGGAUACCUCUCUCACGCGGUGUCCUCACUCAGCUCAGACUGCCGCCGGGUCCCAACACGGCAACAGGCGGGAGGGAUUCCCCUGUUCGUCGCCUCUCUGUCUCUCUUUUCCCCCCCAUCCACUCAAACUAGUUUUAUUUUAUUAUUAAUUCUUUUUUUUUUUUAAUUAUUAUUAAUUAUUUACUGGCAUGUCUUGGAAGCAGAAGCAGAGACUGUAAGAGGGGGAUUUAUUUCACCAAAAAGAGAGAAACUUGGAGGAAAAAAAACACUGGCAUUGAACGGAUUCGUGCUCUAACUGAUGAGGCAGCCUCCAAAUGAAGUCGAGAUGGCGUGUGGAACUCUUCUCCCGUCUAUAUCCACGUUCACCAGCGACCUCACUGACAGGAGCAGACCCGUAGGAAGUGCCUAUCCAAAAUGGAAGGAGGAGCUGUCCCAUCUUAAGAGAUCCAGCGUGCCAGCAGGAAGCAUCUGCUCCGACCCAGAGCACCCCACUGCCAUCAGCGUAACAAGCAUCAGCAUGUCCAAGAAGGACGCGGAGCCAGACCUGGACUUAGACUACGACUUUAUUCUGUCCAACUCCAUUCUGCAGCAGCAGCAGCAACAACAGCAGCAGCAGGAGGACGCCAUGGCCUGCAGCUCUGCUCAGGCCAUGUCUUCCUCCCCCGGCUCCUUCACCUCGUCCUACCAACUCCCCUCCCCGCAAGACACCGCCAGCGAGCUGCUUUACACCAUCCCAGACAUCAGCGACGUCUCGCCCUCCGGCGGCUUCGUGGCGGAGCUCAUGAGACCGGAGCUGGACCCCGCGUACCUCCAGCCCACCAGCCUGCACGGCAAGUUUGUGGUCAAGACGACGAUGGACAUGGGGGAGUACGGCCCGGGCAUGAACGUGAGCAAGGCCUGCGUCGGCGCAGCGUCGGACCCGGCGCCGUCCCGCGUUUCGCCGUCCUUCGCGUGCCACAGGAUAAAACAGGAGAACCCUGGUAACUGCACCAUCUCGCAGCCCAUGGACCUCCACCUGGCGGGGGUCAACUCACAAGGCCGGGGAGCCCAGCAGCAGCAGCGGCCCAGCCACUUGGAGCUGCACGGGUUCCCAGGCGGAGGGCGGUCCAUGGCGGGCAGCAGGCUAUCCUCAUCCUCGUCCCUGUCUCCGGACCAUCCCCUCAGCCGGGACCACCAACUGGGCAAUCCUCCCAUCUCUCAGAUCCCUCUACCUCCACAGGGGUACCACCACGGCACCAAUCAAGGCUACCCCUCCUACCCUCAGACAUCGUCCAUGCAGUACCCAGAGGCCCUCAUGAUCUCCAGCGGCGACUGCCUGCCAGAGGAGCCCAAGCCCAAGCGCGGGAGACGCUCCUGGCCGAGGAAAAGGGUGGCGACGCACACGUGCGACUACGUUGGCUGCGGGAAAACGUACACGAAGAGCUCCCACCUGAAAGCGCAUCACCGCACGCACACAGGGGAGAAGCCUUACCACUGCGACUGGGAGGGCUGCGGCUGGAAGUUUGCACGUUCGGAUGAGCUCACUCGCCACUACAGGAAACACACGGGUCAUCGGCCGUUUCAGUGUCAGAAAUGCGACCGGGCCUUUUCCAGGUCGGACCACCUUGCUCUCCACAUGAAGAGACACUUAUGAGACUUUGUCGGAGAAGGACAAGUUGACAAAAUGCUGAAGGCUUCGAUGGUGGGGAAACAAACAAACAAACAAAAAAAGAGUUUAUAUAUGUUUUUAUGGAACCCUGAACAAACUCCUCCUCAACACGUUUUUUUUUUUAACUUGCCUUCAAGCUGGCGUCAAGCAGCAAGACAAGCUGUGGUGUUCAUGGCGAAAAGAGCAUUUCUCCUUUUAGGAGUCUUUUCUUCUCAAGACUGAUCAUUUGCACACGGUGCAAGUGACUCGACAAAACCUCUCAGCCAGGGUUGUAAAACUUUUUUAUGAAAAGGGACCAAAACUGGAAUUUAACCGACAAAACUUGGAGGACCAGGUGCCAGCAGUUUUUUUUUUUUUUUUUUUUUGUACUGGAAAUGUCAGGGAAACCAGGAGCAACAGAGAAAACAUCUCCAGAGGCCUUCUUUACCAGCGACACGCCAUGUUAACUACACACUGUUUCAAAUACUGUAUUAACAAUAUUUAUAUUCCAGUUUCACCUGCAAUGCCAUCUUUUUCAGGUACAGGGUUAGUGAACGCAGAAUGGUGCUCAGAAACUUAAAAGAUUUUCUUUUAAAAGCAAUAAAGGUACCAAAGAUUAAGAAAAAUGGUUUGGAAAAUAAAAAGGUGAAAAAGAAAAAGUGCCAUAAAGUUAUUGGUGAAACGUCUCUUCCACAAUCAAUCUUCAGGUGAACACGUAUAUUUUUAUGGCGAUGGCAAUCCUUUAAUGCACUGCAGCUGCAAAGUGCAAUAAUUUAUAUAAGACAUUCAUAUUUUUGUAUUGAAUGAGUAACUCUGAACAAAGAUUUUCUUUUUGUUUAUAGCCAAAAUAUGUAAUAUAAUGUUGACUUUUGUACAUUUGUAAAUAAAAACGCUUUGGUAUUGUUUUGUAUUACACUGUAUAAUGAAAUAAAAAUGUAUUUGAAACAACAGAAGUGCAAACUUCUGCAAAACAGUCA